AUGGGACUCUCAGGAUAUGUUUUAGGUUUCUUUCUACUUGUUUCUGUGAUUUUCUUUGUGGGUCAUGGGGACCCUCUUGUUCCUGCAUUGUGCAUUUUCGGGGACUCUGUAGUUGAUGUAGGAAACAACAACAAUCUUCGAACCCUUAUCAAGGCAAAUUUCCCACCUUAUGGAAGAGACUUUGUCACCCACAAACCUACAGGGAGGUUCUGUAAUGGCAAGCUAGCCAUAGACUUCACUGCUGAGUACCUUGGGUUCACUUCGUACCCACCAGCAUACCUUAGCCAAGAUGCCAAAGGAAAUAACCUCUUGGCUGGUGCCAACUUUGCCUCUGCUGCUUCUGGUUAUUAUGAUAGGACUGCUCAGCUCUAUCGUACCAUUACACUGCCCCAGCAGCUAGAAUAUUACAAGGAGUGGCAAAACAAAGUGGUGGGGAUAGUGGGUAAAGCCAGAGCAAAUGCCAUAUUCUCAGGUGGAAUCCACCUCUUGAGUGCAGGAAGCAGUGAUUUCGUUCAGAAUUACUACAUCAAUCCAAUGCUCAACAGAGCCUUCACACCUGAUCGCUUCUCAGACACUCUCAUGCAGUCCUACUCUACUUUUAUUCUGGUCUUACACUUCAUAUUCCUUCUUACUCUACUUACUUCACUAGCGUCUCAUCUGUAUGGGCUGGGAGUGAGGAAGAUCGGAGUUACAACCCUACCACCAACCGGAUGUUUGCCGGCGACAAUCACUUUGUUCGGUGACGGAAGCAACCAGUGUGUCGGAAGGCUCAACCGCGAUGCCGUUUCGUUCAACAAGAAGCUAAACAUGACAUCCCAAGAUCUGCAGAACAAGCUUCCUGGUCUUAAACUUGUGGUCUUUGACAUCUAUCAACCCCUCUUCGAUAUGGUCACAAAGCCCUCUGAUAAUGUCCAACUUGGUAAGUCUAUAGAAAUUGGCUUUCGCCAUGUUUGGCCUGAUUUACUUGGUCCGAUGAAGGCCCACACAUGUGGUCCAUUGGAUAAGAUCAUGGCCCAGCCCAUGAGGCUUAAUAGGUCGAACUUGUUGAAGAAAGAUGAAGAACUAAAAACAUUAGACCCAUGA
Molecule: messenger RNA, 1083 nt
Organism: Ilex paraguariensis (yerba mate)
Lineage: Eukaryota; Viridiplantae; Streptophyta; Magnoliopsida; Aquifoliales; Aquifoliaceae
Source: the annotation of a GenBank genome assembly